Molecule: messenger RNA, 5326 nt
Organism: Terrapene triunguis (Three-toed box turtle)
Lineage: Eukaryota; Metazoa; Chordata; Testudines; Emydidae
Product: transcriptional activator GLI3
Exons: 15
Coding region: 108-4835 (1575 amino acids)
Biological process (GO): regulation of transcription by RNA polymerase II; smoothened signaling pathway
Cellular component (GO): nucleus
Molecular function (GO): RNA polymerase II cis-regulatory region sequence-specific DNA binding; DNA-binding transcription factor activity, RNA polymerase II-specific
Source: RefSeq, a predicted model, not a curated record
AUACAGCAGCCCUACCUUUUCUAUGGGAAGUUUGGGGGGCUUGACAGAAGCAGCAGCAGCAGCAGCAGGUAUUCGUGCGAGGAGAGCUGAAGUAAUGAGAAGUCAUCAUGGAGGCCCAGUCCCAUAGCUCUGCCACAACCGAGAAGAAAAAAGUUGAGAAUUCCAUAGUGAAAUGCUCCACUCGAACAGAUGUCAGUGAGAAAGCUGUUGCCUCCAGCACAACUUCCAAUGAGGAUGAAAGUCCUGGACAGACCUAUCACAGAGAGAGAAGAAACGCAAUCACAAUGCAGCCACAAGGUGGGCAAGGCCUCAGUAAAAUCAGUGAAGAGCCUUCAACAUCUAGUGAGGAAAGGGCCUCAUUAAUAAAGAAGGAGAUCCAUGGAUCUAUAUCGCACCUUUCUGAGCCUUCUGUACCUUAUCGUGGGACGGUUUUUGCAAUGGACCCCAGGAAUGGUUACAUGGAUCCUCAUUAUCAUCCGCCUCACCUUUUUCCAGCAUUCCACCCUCCUGUGCCAAUUGAUGCAAGACAUCACGAGGGACGUUACCAUUAUGAACCAUCUCCCAUUCCUCCACUGCAUGUGCCUUCUGCCUUAUCUAGUAGCCCAACAUAUUCAGAUCUUCCGUUCAUUAGAAUUUCCCCACACAGAAAUCCGGCUGCAACAUCAGAAUCUCCCUUCAGCCCUCCUCACCCUUACAUUAACCCUUACAUGGACUACAUCCGAUCACUGCACAGUAGCCCGUCUCUGUCCAUGAUCUCGGCAGCCCGUGGACUCAGCCCUACAGACGCUCCACAUGCUGGAGUCAGUCCAGCUGAAUAUUACCAUCAGAUGGCUCUAUUGGCAGGUCAGCGCAGCCCAUAUGCAGACAUUAUUCCUUCAGCUGCUACUGCAGGAGCUGGCGCCCUUCAUAUGGAAUACCUUCACGCCAUGGAUAGUGCCAGGUUUCCGAGUCCAAGGCUGUCAACUAGACCAAGCCGAAAGCGUACGCUGUCCAUAUCGCCCCUGUCUGAUCAUAGCUUUGACCUUCAGACCAUGAUACGGACAUCUCCAAACUCCUUGGUCACAAUUCUCAAUAAUUCCCGUAGCAGUUCUUCAGCUAGUGGUUCCUAUGGCCAUUUAUCUGCAAGUGCAAUAAGUCCUGCUCUGAGUUUCACUUACCCUCCCACACCGGUAUCCCUCCAGCAAAUGCAUCAGCAAAUUAUAAGUCGUCAACAAACCCUAGGUUCGGCCUUUGGACACAGCCCUCCACUCAUCCAUCCUGCCCCAACUUUUCCUACCCAGAGACCUAUCCCAGGCAUCCCUAGUGUCCUGAACCCUGUCCAGGUCAGCUCUGGUCCUUCCGAGUCCACGCAGCAGAAUAAACCCACAAGUGAAUCUGCAGUGAGCAGCACCGGGGAUCCAAUGCACAACAAGCGUUCCAAGAUAAAACCAGAUGAGGACCUCCCCAGUCCAGGUGCAGGAAAUAUGCAGGAACAGCCAGAAGGAAUGACCCUUGUAAAGGAGGAAGGGGACAAAGAUGAAAGCAAGCAGGAGCCCGAAGUGGUCUAUGAGACGAACUGCCAUUGGGAAGGCUGUUCACGAGAGUUUGACACGCAGGAACAGCUAGUGCAUCAUAUAAACAAUGAUCAUAUACAUGGAGAGAAGAAGGAGUUUGUGUGCCGAUGGCUGGAUUGUUCCCGGGAGCAGAAGCCGUUCAAAGCCCAGUAUAUGUUGGUGGUACACAUGAGGAGACACACAGGGGAAAAGCCACACAAAUGCACUUUUGAAGGUUGUACAAAGGCCUACUCCAGACUAGAAAACUUGAAAACCCACUUGAGAUCUCACACUGGAGAGAAACCAUAUGUGUGUGAGCAUGAGGGCUGCAACAAAGCAUUCUCUAAUGCCUCCGAUCGAGCCAAGCACCAAAACAGGACUCAUUCCAAUGAGAAACCAUAUGUUUGCAAGAUACCAGGCUGCACAAAGCGCUACACAGACCCCAGUUCUCUCCGGAAACACGUGAAGACUGUGCAUGGCCCCGAGGCACAUGUCACCAAGAAGCAGCGUGGAGAUAUUCAUCCAAGGCCUCCACCACCGAGAGACCCAGGCAGCCAUUCUCAAUCCAGAUCACCAGGCCAGCAGACUCAGGGUGCAAUUGGCGAGCAAAAGGACCUCAGCAACACUACCUCAAAGCGGGAAGAACGCCUCCAAGUGAAAGCUGUCAAGUCAGAAAAACCAAUGACAUCUCAGCCAAGCCCUGGUGGUCAGUCUACAUGCAGCAGCGAACAGUCCCCCAUCAGCAACUAUUCCAACCAUGGGAUCGAGCUUAAUCUGACCAGUGGAGGUAGUGUAGGAGACCUCAGUGUCAUUGAUGAAACCCCAAUCAUGGACUCUACCAUUUCCACAGCAACCACAGCACUUGGCUUACAGGCCAGGAGGAACAUGACAGGGACCAAAUGGAUGGAGCAAGUCAAAUUAGAAAGGUUGAAACAAGUUAAUGGAGUGCUUCCAAGACUGAAUCCCAUUCCACCUUCAAAAGCCCCAACCUUGCCACCUCUCAUAGGAAAUGGUAUCCAGUCAAGCAGCAGCUGCAGUUUAGGAGGAUCCAUGACUAUUCUACCCAACAGAAAUGAAAUUUCAAGUAUGGACAUCACAGUGUUAAACAUGCUGAACAGGAGGGACAGCAGCACCAGCACAAUCAGUUCCGCCUACUUGAGUAGCCGUAGGUCCUCUGGAAUUUCACCUUGCUUUUCCAGUCGAAGAUCCAGUGAUGCUUCCCAAGCUGAGGGAAGGCCUCAGAACAUGAGUGUCGCCGACUCCUAUGACCCCAUCUCGACUGAUGCCUCCAGGCGAUCCAGUGAAGUGAGUCAGUGUGAUGGCCUGCCAAGCCUACUCAGCCUCACCCCAGCCCAGCAAUACAGGCUGAAAGCUAAAUAUGCAGCAGCUACUGGUGGACCCCCACCAACUCCACUGCCUAACAUGGAGAGGAUGAGCCUCAAAACAAGGAUGGCACUGUUGGGUGAUUGCAGGGAGUCUGGAGUAUCUCCUCUGCCUCCAGUAAAUGCUCCUCGUAGAUGUAGUGAUGGUGGGGCAAAUAGUUAUAACAGGAGGCAUUUUCUGCCUCAUGAUGUGCUGGGAAAUGGGACAAGGAGAGCCAGUGAUCCAGUAAGAAUGGUUUCCGACAACCUUUCUCUGCCUAGAGUCCAGCGAUUCAACAGUCUUAAUAGCUUUAACCCUCUUGUUUUGCCUCCAUCUAUGGAAAAGCGAAACUUUAUUCUUCAGAACUAUACCCGCUCUGAUGGCGGCCUGUUCCGUAACGCCUACUCCCCAUGUCCUCCGAGUAUCAGUGAGAAUGUCACCAUGGAGGCUGCUACCAUGGAAGCGGAUGGUGGUCUAAAUGAUGAGGAUCUCUUGCCAGACGAUGUGGUUCAGUAUUUGAAUUCCCAGAACCAAAGCAUGUAUGACCAUUUGCCAAAUGAUGUCCUGGACAAUAACAAAGUGCAUCACGGGUCAGCAGUAGGGAACAACAACUUUCACCAGGCCCCUUCACCAAACAGUCAACAGACCAGCUCUGAAGCAAACAAAAGCGACCUGCCAAUCCAGUGGAAUGAAGUAAGCUCAGGAAGUUCUGACUUGUCUCCUUCAAAAAUGAAAUGUGGUCCACGCUCGGCAGUCCAACAAACUCGAGCUUUUGGACUAUAUAACAAUAUGAUGGUCCAGCAGCAGAACCUGGAGAGAAAUGGUAUGGCCCAACAAAAUGGCUAUCAACAUCUUGUGGAAAACAACAGCUCUUACAGUUUACAUCAGAACAUGAUUAUCAGCAACAACACCACCAGUAACUCUUUCAACAUGCAGGCAAAUAAGGCACAGCCAUAUGGUGAAAGCAUCACCAGACAACCAAUGAUUUCUGGGGCAAUGGACAGUUCCUGUGGCAUAGUGAUUCAAGGGCAGAAGUUGAGGAACAACAGCAUGCUAAUAAACAAGAGUCAACAAAACUUUGGCCAUCCCAUGGUGCCAGGUGAGCAAUCUGUCAGUAUGGCUAAUGGGAUGCAGAGUAGAAAUACGAUAGAACAGGAAUACCUGCAGAAUCAGCCAAUAGGGGAAGGCAUUCAUUAUCAGGGAGUCAAUCAAACCAAUCAAAUGAUGUUAGGGCAGGUUAGUCCUACCUCACAAAUGAGCCUUUGUCAAGGGCCACAGAGUUGUCCACCAAUGUCUCACAACAUUGGAAACCAGCAAUCAGGUUUGGUGGUGACAAAGAGUUACCAGCCAUGUGCCAACUAUGGAGGCAACAGACGGCAAAACAUGCUGAGAAACACCCUGGCACAACAGCAAGGAUUUAUAAGUGAUGCAAACCAGACAUACAGGGUAAAUGGCAUUAAGAUGGAGAUGCAAGGUCAAUCACAACAGUUCUGCUCUAAUAUGCAGAAUUACUCUGGUCAGUUAUAUGACCAAUCCAUGGGCUUUACUCAGCAAGCUAUGAAAACAGGUUCUUUCUCUAUUUCGGAAGCUAACUGCCUGCUGCAGGGGACUGGUAUUCCAAAUUCGUCUGAGCUUCUUUCCCCAGGGGCUAACCAGGUGACAAGCACAGUUGACAGCAUUGACAGCAACAGCCUAGAAGGUGUGCAGAUUGAUUUUGAUGCUAUCAUAGAUGAUGGGGACCAUGCCAGCUUAAUUUCAGGAGCCCUGAGUCCGAGUAUCAUUCAGAAUCUCUCACACAAUUCUUCACGCCUCACCACUCCCCGAGCGUCUCUUACAUUCCCAGCUAUGCCUGUGAGCACAACAAACAUGGCUAUUGGGGACAUGAGUUCUUUGUUGACCUCACUUGCAGAAGAAAGCAAGUUUCUUGCUGUUAUGCAAUAGACAUGGGGAAAAAAACUUAGGAGAUAACCGAUAAAAAGUGACUCAUUUUUUAGUUGUGUAUGUAUUUUAGCAAUCUCAUCUCACCUAAAUGGGAUGUGUUUCAAGUAUAUUCCUUUUAUGGAAUAAGGACUCCGAAAACCCUAAAGUGUUCUAGGGAGAAACUGUCUUCCAUUUCAGUUUUGAAUCAGUAUUGUUAGACCCACUCCUCUCUCUCUUUUUUUAAAUGUCUGUAUACUUUUUUCUUUUUUUAUUGUAAACCAAUGUAAACGUGUGAAGUGCAUGUUUUGUUUUGUUUUUUAAAGGAAGGUCUAAUGAAAUGACUUUGCAAUUUUCUUUUACUCAAAGGAAACACAGUCUUGUAUGAUUGUUGCCAAUGUUUUUAUUUAUGUAGGCACAAAACAACCAGGCAUGAUAUACAGAGUACAUACAGUGAGUAAAGAGAGCUUCUGUGAACGCAUUGCUGUAAGGUGGACAGCCAAUCUACGAACAAA